Gordionus sp. m RMFG-2023 is the source of this 762-nucleotide messenger RNA. Its product is annotated as ataxin-7-like protein 3. Gene Ontology annotation, cellular component: SAGA complex; DUBm complex. The coding region runs from base 1 to 762 and encodes 253 amino acids. Gene Ontology annotation, molecular function: transcription coactivator activity. Lineage: Eukaryota; Metazoa; Nematomorpha; Gordioida; Chordodea; Parachordodidae. The record is from RefSeq and is a predicted model, not a curated record. The transcript has 2 exons. Gene Ontology annotation, biological process: positive regulation of DNA-templated transcription; regulation of transcription by RNA polymerase II.
AUGACUACCUCUCACUCGUUAAUUAAAGAUGAUAUUAAUGAUAAAAUUGAAGAAUAUAUAUUAUUGAAAAUGAUUGAUACAUUAUCAUUAGGAAUAUGCUUAGAAAUGCAUAGGUCUAUCAAAUUUAAAUUAUUUAGAGAAAAAGAUCUCGAUACCAAAGAUAACAGUAAAUUUAAUAAAUAUACAAACCAUACAAAUCUGCAUUUAAAUUCUAAUAUUCCUUCAUUAGUAUGUAAACCAAAAAUUAAAUCUAAUUCAAUUUUAUCAGACAAUUACUUUUAUAAUAGAACACGUACAUUUACUAAUAGUCAAUAUGAUAUGAUUAAAAAUUAUCAAUGUGUAUGCAUAAAUUGUAAUCGUAACAUUGCUGCAUCAAGGUUUGCUCCUCAUUUAGAAAAAUGCUUAGGUAUGGGUAGAAAUAGUUCAAGAUUAGCAACCAAAAAAAUUAAAAGAUCAAUUUAUAUAGAAAAUACAAAUAGUAAUGAUGAGUCAUAUGAUGAUGCUAUUUUAAAUAAUGAUAAUUUAAGUGAAUACAUAAAUGAAUUUGAUAAUCCAAAUUCAAAUGUAACAGAUGGUUCAUCAACAUCAUCUAUCUCAAAUUCUAGCAAUAAAAUUAAUAGUUUUAAAAAAAGUUUAAAAAAGAAAAAGAAAUAUAAGAAAGAAAAAUUGGAGGACAAAUCAUAUUUUGUUCAAGAUGUUACAAAUCAUUCACCAUUGGAAAAUUUAUUACAAAAUGCCAAUAAAGUGGAUUAUAAAAACUGA